This is a messenger RNA of Penicillium cinerascens, 384 nucleotides long. Its product is annotated as SEC61-beta family protein. The transcript has 3 exons. Gene Ontology annotation, biological process: intracellular protein transport. The coding region runs from base 1 to 384 and encodes 127 amino acids. The record is from RefSeq and is a predicted model, not a curated record. Gene Ontology annotation, cellular component: Sec61 translocon complex. Lineage: Eukaryota; Fungi; Ascomycota; Eurotiomycetes; Eurotiales; Aspergillaceae.
AUGGCCUCCCCCCGUCCCACCUCCCCUCUCACCUCGGGUGCUGAGUCUGGCCCCGACUCCAAGUCCGCCGGCGCUGGAGCCGCUGCUGCCUCCGGUUCCUCCGUCAGCCGUCCCUCCUCGCCCACUGCCCCCGGCGGUCCUCGCGCUGCCAUGCGCCGCCGUGCUACUGCCGACCACAAGGAGACUCUGCGCAAUGCCCGUCCUAGCUCCACCCGCUCUGCUGGUGCCGGCGGCUCCUCCGGCACCAUGCUCAAGCUCUACACUGACGAGAGCCCCGGUCUCCGCGUGGACCCCGUUGUUGUCCUGGUUCUGAGUCUGGGCUUCAUCUUCUCGGUUGUUGGCCUGCACGUCAUCGCCAAGAUCACCCGCAAGUUCUCCGCAUAA